Symbiodinium sp. CCMP2592 is the source of this 405-nucleotide messenger RNA. The record is from the annotation of a GenBank genome assembly. NCBI's taxonomy places the organism in Eukaryota, Dinophyceae, Suessiales, Symbiodiniaceae.
AUGGCGAUGAAGUCCAGUGACUACUGUGCAUCCGCCAGGGAGGCUGUGUCCGUGAUCGCGCAGCUGCCGGUGGCCAUGGCGGUGCUCAACGGCGCAACGCUGGUCUUCACCUUCUUCGGCGGACUCUUCAGUGUGCUCUGCUGCGCCGCAGUUACGUUCCUGCUCACCAGCACGCCCUCCUUCUCGGCGCCAGACGCGCCGCUCUUCGUCGACCAGCCGGUGGCAGUGGCUUGUGCUGCCGGUUUCAUCGGAGGUGCUGUGUCGUUGUGCUUCAUGGCCGUCUUUGACAUGGCCACGGAUGCCUUGCUGUACUACUAUGGCCUGGACUGGCUCUAUGGCCGAGGAGGCGAGUUUAGCAAUGCACCGGAUGGUAUCAAAGAGCUGAUGCACGGCAAUCGGCACUGA